AUGAUUUUUAAUAAGUUUGUACAUGCGAUAUCAUAUCUCUUUCUCAUAGGGGCCGGGCUGCUGUGUUUUUUCCUAAUUUUGAAUGGGGCUAGAUCUAGUGGAACGUUAGCGAAAUUCUAUUGGUUUGAGGCGAAUACGAACGGGUUCAACAAUGCACCAAUCAUAACUAGAUGGUACAAUUAUCGGUUCUGCGGAGUGAUGGGGGGCAACUUGGUAGAUUGUUCGAAAAGUGUAGCCGCGCAGGCGUUUUCUCCACGUGACAACUUCGGAGCGAGCAGUGCGAUGCCUAGCACCUUUUUGAAUGACAGAGACGCGUACUACUACUUGUCGCGUGUCGGGUGGGCAAUGUUGCUUAUCGGACUGUUCUUCCUUAUUCUGACAAUCAUUCCGGCCACUGUGAUAUUGUUCAAGACUGUCACGUCGAUGGCAAUCUGGUUGACGGUGGGCACCUGGACGUCGCUGUUCUUCAUACUGUUGGCGGCAUGUUUGUAUACCGGUUGUUACGCCAAGGCCAAGAAGGGAUUUCAUAGCCAGGGCAGACGUGGCAAGAUGGGUCCUAGAAACUUUGCGUUUAUCUGGACUUCGGUCUUUCUGCUGUUGGUGGACGCAAUCUGGGCCUCCGUCACUCUGGGACUUCACCGCAGGAAAAAGUCCAGGGACUCGGGCACGUACGGUGGAGGGUUUCACGAUAAUACGAGCUCUUCAGAGGGUCACAUGGAUAAAUCGACCUUUAACAGUGAGAAACCUCGCAGUAGAACUUUCUUCACCAAGCUGAGAACCAAGAGGGAGCUCAUGCACCCUCAUGCUCAUUCGCCUACUCGUGACCAGGCAGUGCCAGCUGACGAAGUCGAGUACGAAACGCGCGAAUAUGCCGUUCAGCAACCGGUUCAGCCGGUUCAGCCAGUGGCGAACGUCAACGAGACCAUGGCUUGA
Messenger RNA from Torulaspora globosa, 933 nucleotides. Its product is annotated as SUR7/PalI family protein. The record is from RefSeq and is a predicted model, not a curated record. Gene Ontology annotation, biological process: endocytosis; septin cytoskeleton organization; cortical actin cytoskeleton organization. Bases 1 to 933 code for a protein of 310 amino acids. NCBI's taxonomy places the organism in Eukaryota, Fungi, Ascomycota, Saccharomycetes, Saccharomycetales, Saccharomycetaceae. Gene Ontology annotation, cellular component: cell cortex; membrane raft; plasma membrane. The transcript has a single exon.